UACUUAAGCACCCUGUUUCUUGUGUGCCUGAUCAAUUUCCUGCCUCUUUGUCCAGUUGGACCAGAGUCCCAAAAAGGUCUCAGCUCAAAAUGUCCCAGGCGCAUGUGCCGGAGGCAGAGGAGGGUCGGUCCCAGAGAACCAGUGAUUACUACAGAGUUAAUGACGAUUUGCCAGCCAGGUUCAACCACCCAGGAUGGUUUCGGGGCUACAGAACGAAUGAGCCCCAUCCAAUGUACAGGACCACCAACCAGAUCUAUGGAAGCAAAGCGCCUACUGUACAUGAAAUGCCAACCUCCUUUAACAUUACCUCACAUGCAUUUUCGAAACAUCUUGGAAAGUGUGGCAUGUAUAGGAAUAACGGGCUCAACACCUACAUGGAGAAAAGUGAUGUGACUGGCAUAGAUAACCUUAUCACCUUCUACGACAGACUCAACUUUCACCCCAGUUACAAUGGCAGUGGCCCAUCCCACUGUGAAUAAUGUUUCAGCCAUGAUGUCUGCAGUAUGACACCUGUUCUUCAGUUUACUGUCUACUGCCUGAUUAAAAAAACCCCCAAAAACGAGCGAACAAUAGCAUUGACAUUUCCUUAAGAUUUCUGCUUCUCUCCUAAAUCAGCUCCUAAGACUCUCUUUGAAAGCAUGACUGGAAAUGGUGCACUCCUGCACUGAGUGAUGUUAAAUACACUUCCGUCUCCCACAUUAGCUUGCAGGAUGAUUCACCACAACAAACACAGGUUUCUGUUACAAUAAUAAUGCAUGCCAUUAAAGCAUCAUUAAGCUGCAA
Messenger RNA from Mauremys reevesii (Reeves's turtle), 783 nucleotides. It is a transcript of the gene PIERCE1, whose product is annotated as chromosome 19 C9orf116 homolog. The coding region runs from base 90 to 479 and encodes 129 amino acids. NCBI's taxonomy places the organism in Eukaryota, Metazoa, Chordata, Testudines, Geoemydidae. The record is from RefSeq and is a predicted model, not a curated record. Gene Ontology annotation, biological process: axoneme assembly. Gene Ontology annotation, cellular component: axonemal microtubule. The transcript has 3 exons.